Molecule: messenger RNA, 3250 nt
Organism: Camelus dromedarius (Arabian camel)
Lineage: Eukaryota; Metazoa; Chordata; Mammalia; Artiodactyla; Camelidae
Product: F-box only protein 17
Exons: 7
Coding region: 347-1183 (278 amino acids)
Biological process (GO): SCF-dependent proteasomal ubiquitin-dependent protein catabolic process; glycoprotein catabolic process
Cellular component (GO): cytoplasm; SCF ubiquitin ligase complex
Molecular function (GO): ubiquitin protein ligase activity; protein binding
Source: RefSeq, a predicted model, not a curated record
GCCGCCCGCCCCCGGCGCCAGACUUCAGCCACCACCCCCGGGAGAGGACAGCCUGCCCUGAGCGCCCGUCCCGGGGCUCCCUGGGCCGGGCGGAUCCUGGGGAGCCCCCCGACUGCCUCCCAGAGCAGGGUGGGAAGAGGAUCCUAGCCCGCUGCCGCCUCCAAGUAGGCCUCCAGGGCUCAUCGGUACAUCACUUAAAGGUCCUUGCUCCUCAGUGAAGUCUGGCUGCCUUCACUGUGUGAGGGGACCACCCCCCAGCUCCGGAGAUCCCCUGUUCACCAGUGACCGGCACAUUCCCAAGGAGAGCCAACCCAGGGGACUACACUCUGGACUCCGGCGGCGGGAGAUGGGCGCCCUGCCUUCGCGACAGCGGCUGCCCGCGGACCCGCCCAUAGCCUUGGACGCGCUGCCCCCGGAGCUGCUCGUACAGGUGCUGAGCCACGUGCCACCGCGCGCGUUAGUGACGCGCUGCCGCCCAGUGUGCCGCGCCUGGCGCGACGUGGUGGACGGGCCCACCGUGUGGCUGCUACAGCUGGCCCGCGACCGCAGCGCGGAGGGCCGCGCACUCUAUGCGGUGGCCCAGCGCUGCCCGCCCAACAGCGAGGACGAGGAGGAGUUCCCGCUCUGCGCACUGGCGCGCUACUGCCUCCGUGCGCCCCUCGGCCGCAACCUCAUCUUCAAUUCGUGUGGAGAGCAGGGCUUCAGAGGCUGGGAGGUGGAGCAUGGCGGAAAUGGCUGGGCGGUGGAAAAGAACCUAACACUGGUGCCCGGCGCUCCUUCCCAGACCUGCUUCGUGACUUCUUUCGAAUGGUGCUUCAAGAGGCAGCUUGUGGACUUGGUGAUGGAGGGGAUGUGGCAGGAACUGCUGGACAGCGCCCAGAUAGAGAUCUGUGUGGCCGACUGGUGGGGCGCCCGGGAGAACUGUGGCUGCAUCUACCGACUCCGGGUCCGCCUCCUGGAUGUGUACGAAAACGAAGUGGUCAAGUUUUCGGCCUCGCCCAACCCAGUCCUUCAGUGGACUGAGAGAGGCUGCCGCCAGGUCUCCCACGUCUUCACCAACUUCGGCAAGGGAAUCCGCUAUGUGUCUUUUGAGCAGUAUGGGAGAGACACACGAUCCUGGGUGGGACACUACGGCGCCCUCGUGACCCACUCCAGCGUCAAGGUCAGGAUCCGCCUGUCCUAGCUAACCAGCCUGAUCUGGCCUCUGGGGACAUGCUGCCACCUGCCAGUCACUGAUGUCAAUCAAGUGCAGCUUUGCAGCCAGGAUCCAGAGGAUGCCAGGGGACAGUGGCGGUCCCACGUGGACUGUUGCUGGCACACCUCCAGGGAACCCCACUCUCUGCUGCUUCAGCAUAGUGACCCACAUGCUGUUCAAGAAACCAAGGAUCAAACCCAGCUGGCCACUGCUUCCCCAGCUUCUGGGGGUGGGGCUGCAGGGGGCAUCAAAGAAUAAUUUAGAGACCUGUACUUUACCUGCACAUUUUUUCUCAUGUGUGGAUAUCAGUUGAUAGACUGAGUCAAAAACAAAGGCCAGACCAGGAUUUCUAAUAGAGGGGGAAAGCUGCCGACAGUCUGGGCCAGUCACUCGUCAGCAUGUUUUGGGGGUAAGGCGAUUGCUGGCAGGGUGCAGAGGUCAAUCGGGGCAAUCUGUCCUUGAGGGGACCAACAGGGGCAUCAAAGGGAACUCUGUUGCUUUGGGGUUCAGCUGCAGGGCCGCACAACCUCCCCCAGCACUGCCCAUCAGCCCCUGGGUCCCAUGGCCAGUAAGUAGGGGAGGCCGGACUUGUACCACAAUUGGGUUCCAGGGCCUGGUGAUAAUAGCACAGCUCCCAAACCUUAAAAAUCUAACAUGGCCAAGCAGGGGAUGGCGUGAGGUCAGCAUUACCCUCAGUCCCAUUUUCCAAGGUAGGAAACUGCAGCCUGAACGGGGAACAAAUAUACCCAGAGUCAUAGAACAACGAAGAGGUGGAGUCAGGAUUUGAAGCCAAGUGUGUGUGUCUGAGAAUAACCGAGAAGAGUCACACACCCCAUCCAAUCCUUUCAACACCCUUUCCUUGCCAGCAUUACAAUUACUGCCACUUUUCUGAUGAGGAAGCCUGACAGCGGGGCCUUCUUGCCCAGGCCCUCCCUCUGCCUGCAGGAAGGGGAACUGGGCCUCGGUGCUGCCCACCUGAACAGAGUAGCCAUCGCACGUGUUAAUGCACAUAAAACGUCUAGUUUACUCUUCAUCAAAUUCAACAAAGGGGAUACUGCAGGUGGGACUGUUUUUCCUGGAGGAGGAAACUGAGGCCAGAGGGGAUGUCAGUUGCCAAGACCACACGGAGAACGAAUACCAUACAAGGAGGGUCCAGUCGCAACCAUGGGGGUGGUCUGUUUAUUAGAACCCCUCGCCAGCAGAUGGCAAUAAAGCGUCUUGUCCAAGGGUGUUGGGAGAGGGGCGCCUUUUUCUGAUUCACACCCAAGACCACUAUGGGUUAAGGGUGGCUCUGAGGGAAGAGGUGGCCGAGGUUUGAGCCAGGACCGGCUACUUCUAGAGCUGGGCCAGCUCCCCGAGGAUGCUGCCGUUCUGCGUGAACACCCACCCGCCGUGUCCCUCGCAGUCACUUCUUCUUCUGCACGUGGCCGCAGUCGUACUUGCCGCGCACGAUAGUGAGCUUGACGCCGGGCAGGUCCUGCGUGCGGCCGCCCUGCACCAGCACGACGUGGUGCUCCUGCAGGUUGUGGCCCUCUCCCGGGAUGAAGCAGACGGCCUCACGGCCCGUGCUGAGCCGCACGCGGCAGCACUUGCGGUUGGCCGAGUUGGGCUUCUUGGGCUUGCGGAUGAACGUGCGCAGGACCACGCCCUUCAGCUGCGGACGGCCCUCCGUGGGGCCCAAUUUCCGAGGCGGAAACUUCGGAGGCCCCUUGCGGUGUAUCUGGUUCAGGGUGGCCAUGGGGCGCGUGGCCCAGGUCUGGGGGACCAGGGCUAGUCCUGGAGAGACACAACCGGAGAGCAGAGUGGGGUCCGUUAUCCCAGUGAAUAGAUAAUAGCAUCAGCCACUCCGUUUUGGUGUUCUGCGGACCGGUGCAGGCACAUCGCGAGGAUGCAUGUGUGUACAUCUAGCGGUACUCACGGGUAAGAGUAAUAACAGUUCCCUCACGUGUCAGGUUCUAUUUUAAGCAUUUUACAUGGAUUAACUCAUUUUAUUCUGCAGAGAACAUUUAUUUAUUUUAAUGUUAUUUAAACAUAAUAAACACAAACAGGCUCACA